Molecule: messenger RNA, 1803 nt
Organism: Manis pentadactyla (Chinese pangolin)
Lineage: Eukaryota; Metazoa; Chordata; Mammalia; Pholidota; Manidae
Gene: LRRC72
Product: leucine rich repeat containing 72
Exons: 9
Coding region: 123-992 (289 amino acids)
Molecular function (GO): protein binding
Source: RefSeq, a predicted model, not a curated record
UGCUUUCAGUCUUCCUUAGCGUGAAUUGGCUUUUAGUCGACGAGGUUGCAGUAAGUGUUGGUAAUAGAACCAUGAGGUGCGGGCCAGGCUGAGGAGAUCAUCGCUGGCUGCGCGGUGUCCUGAUGACCGAGGACCCUAACCAUCUGGCUCGUGCCUUCCGACGAUGCACAAAGAGCAUAACAAGGGCGUCAGAAGCUGCCCUGGAGAUCAGCCGCAAGGCUGUUGAAGAUCAACUAAAGAUAUGUGGCCACAAGAGGGAUGCUGAUGUCUUUGAGCUGUUCCUUUCUAAAAAGGAACUGACAGAGGUUAUUGAUCUUUCUAGGUUUAAAAAACUAAAGUACUUAUGGCUACAUCAUAACAAGCUCCAUGGAAUAAAAUUUCUAACUAGAAACUAUUGUCUGACAGAACUAUAUCUAAACAACAAUGCAAUAUUUGAGAUAGAAGGCCUGCACUACUUGCCUUCAUUGCAUAUACUUUUGCUACAACAUAAUGAGCUAACAAACAUCAAUGCAACAGUCAAGGAAUUAAAGGGAAUGCUGAAUCUGAAGACCCUAAGUCUCUACCAAAACCCACUGUGCCAAUAUAACCUGUACCGUUUAUACAUAAUAUACCACCUUCCAGGAGUACAGUUGCUUGACCGAAAUCAAGUUACAGAAAAAGAAAGAAGAUCAACGUUUACCAUUUUUAACCAUAAAAAGGCUCAUAUUGCUCAAUCAAUAGCAUUCAGAAGAAAAGUAGAUGCCUCUUGGGAUCCUAGAUCACCAUUUAAACAAAAACCAGCCCAGAAAGUACCUCCAGAUUUUGCAUUUGCAAAUAAUGUAGACAGAACUGUGUUUGAUGACCCAGAAGAUGCUGUUUUUGUAAGGUCCCUAAAGAGAUCAGCGAUGGCUAUUACCUUUCUGAACUGGGACACAGUUCCAACAAGAGAGGAAAAAUACCUUCAAGAGAAAGGUGCAGAACCUGCUCAAAUGCUCACAGUUACACUGAGAUAGCCCCUGAUAUUUCUACAUCCUAGUGUUUGUCUGUUGUAUAUUAAACUUUUCUGUGGUUCAGCAUAUUAGAUAUUUUUAUAUAUUAUUUGGAACAUUUAAAUGUAAGCAGAAACACCAAGAAUGAAAAAUAAUUCUUACACUUUAUGUUGUUUUUGUUGAAGAAGCAUGCAUACAGAAUAUACACAAAUCCUAAGUGUUUAGUUCAAUAAAUUUUUAAAAACUGAACAUGUUCAUUUAACUGGCAUCCUAGAUCAAGGAACUGACCAUUAUCAGCAUUCUAAAUGCCUCCUAUUCCUUCCACCAGUCCUAUGAUCUGUUACGACCCACUCCAAAAGUAAUCACUCUCCUGAUUCCUAAACCAUAAAUUGUGUCUGUUUUUGAAAGGCAUAUAAAGGGAAUCAGAGAAGUUUAAUUAUUUGAUGUUUGGCUUCUUUUACUCAACACUGUAAAAUUCACUCAUACUGCUAGUAGCAAUAGUUCUGUCACUUGCACUGCUGUGUAAUAUUCCACUGUGUGAUUCUGUCACAAGUUAUGCAUCUGGUCUACUGCCUUUUAUUCUCUCCUUUGGAUGCCUUUGAUAGUUCUGGGUGUGGGCUCAUGAUCUGAGAUUGGCCUAGCCAGAACUCUGCUGCUUGUGGAAAGAGAAACCAGAAAAGCUUGCCUGGUGCUGAGACACAAAUCUGGACAUUAACGUAACUCAAACGCAUUGCUACAUGCAAAGCUAAUAAAAAGGAGAGGGACAUUCUCCCUUAUCUGAUAGUAAUUAAAUACCAUCACACUGUAACACGGAUACACUAUAGACAUUGGGCUG